UUGAAAAAUAAAACGUCACGCAGCGCAUCGAAAUAAUCAUUCCAAUAUGCCAAAGACAAGGAAUACUAAGAGGAUAUUAAAACUGCAAUUUCCUGACGACAUAACAAUUCGAUAAAAUGCGGCUUGACGGAAGAUCUGAUAACUUUGAAGAGACAGAUAUUGAUCGCCAUGACAACCGAACACAUCAUGAAGAGAGAUUGUCCGAAAGAGGGCGUUACGGAUCAGUUGAGAUCGAAAUAGACACGAAAGGUCAAAUAGACAAACAGAAAAAGCUGUGUGGAUUCGUGCCUUGGUGGGUGAAAGGAGAAUUCAUCGAAGUGUUCAAUCUCAGCUGGACCAUGAUGGUGGUGGUACUGAUUUAUACCUUCAUCCCUCCGAUGAGUCUGAUCUUCAUGGGACAACUCGGCACGAAAUAUCUCGAUGCAAUUGGAUUAGGGAACACGAUCAUGAACAUAAGCGGAGUCAGCGUUGUCUCAGGUUUGUCUGUAGCAUGUGAUACAGUGUUUUCUCAAUCGUUUGGAAGCCCAAAUAAAAAGAUGGUUGGCGUCUACCUGCAGAGAAGUUUUGUGGUGAUCGGUAUCUUUCUUUUCCCCUGCUUAUUCAUCCAUCUGAAUGCCGAGACCCUUCUCCGGCUAAUGGGACAGGAUCCCGAGAUAGCCAGAAUCGCUGGGACGUACUGCAUCUACCUGAUACCAUUCGUACCGUGUGUCUUCGUCUAUUCUGUACUUGGAAAAUACUUGAGGAACCAAAAUAUUAUCUUUCCGUACAUCUGGAUUAGUGCCAUAGGCCUGGCAGUCAAUAUAUUACUCCACUACCUCUUGGUGACUGUAGCUGAACUAGGAGUUCUAGGAUCAGCGAUAGCCCAAGAUUGCUCCUUUUUCGUUCUUGCUCUCACCACCUUCCUAUACAUAAUGAUCUCAAAGUUAUACGUGGUUACAUGGGGAGGCUUCACGUCCGAGGCCUUCCACGACUGGGGGCCGUUCAUGGUGUUGUCUGUUGCUGGGUUGGCCAUGAUCUGCCUUCAGUGGUGGGCCUACGAGAUAGGAACACUGCUGACCGGUCUCCUCGGCGAGGUUCAACUCGGGGCCCAGGCGAUUCUUUUCCAAAUCGAACUAUUCAUGUAUGCGAUCCCUUACUCAGUUGGUAUAGCCUGUAACAUCCGGGUCGGUCAGUUGCUGGGUGCCAACAAUCCCUGGUUGGCAAGACGAUCUUUGGUGCUCGGAUACAUGAUGGUUUGGACACUGGGUCUUAUUGCCAUCAUACUUCUACUCAGCUGUAAAGAUGUCAUUCCAAGAAUCUUUUCCGCAGAUGAGGAAGUCAUCAAGACAACGUCGGAUAUUAUUCCUAUCCUGGCCCUGUACCACAUAUUUGACGGAACUACGGGGACAUCAUCCGGAAUUAUGAGAGGUUGUGGUCGGCAGAACAUUGCGGCUUUCAUCAUAUUCGUGGGUAUUUACAUGAUUGGGUUGCCCAUUGGACUAUCGCUCAUGUUCCUUACGGAUUUGAAAUCAGCAGGUUUCUGGUGGGGACUAACUAUCGGACUUUUCAUUGAGGCCAUCGUCUACAUCAUAGCUGUCUUCAAGACGGAUUGGGAGGGGGAGGCUGAGGCGGCGCAGCACCGAGCGGGUCUCUACCAAAACAAAGAUGGCGACGCAGCUGACUUCACCUCGUCCAAAGAUGAGAGCGACAAAACAGCACUGAUCGAACGGCCACACUCCAAGCAGCUGUCAAACGCCUCCAAGAAGCUCUACUGCGGGGAGUAUGUGUCCAGUCAACCUAACAUAUACCUGUCCAGCAAAACCCUCCAGGCGUCAGAAAAACUCUCCACGCGAGAGCUUAUCUUCCGGAGAGUUAUCACAUUUCUAGUGUUCUUCUCGGUAUUCCUAAUCGGACUCUUCUGCCAUUUUCAUUUCUCAAACACGAUAGUUACGACAUUUUCAGAACUCUGUUUACCUUACAACACCACCUGGCAGCCGGAGAAUAUAAACAUGACUGACGUCAUUUCCGGGAAUUUGUCUAUGCCAAUUUGUAACUCAACGACUGAUGUGAAUAGAGGAGUGUCUAGAGCAAUACAACCCUUGCAUUUUUGACGGGAUUGGUAGGACCGUGAUAACCGGUAUCACGAUCUGGCCAUGAUAACAAGUUUUUUGUACAUGUAUAUCAUGUACAGUGGAACCUCCUUUAGUGGAAAACCUCUCUAUUAAGAAAACCUCUCCAUUCAGGACACUUAUUUUGGUCCAAAUUGGUUGUUUCCAUUCAUUUUGACCUCUCUAAUCAGGACACCUCUCUAUAAAGGACAGCACCCGGGGGUAUCCUUAAUAGAGAGGUUCUACUGUACAUCAUUCUGUCAACAUGAUGUACUGCAACACAGCCACCUGUGAUUGAAGCAGAAUUAGAACGCUUUGAUGGCCAAUUAGUUUUGCGGAACACACAAUUGUACUUAUUCUUAAACCAAAAAUACGGCGUCAUGAUGAUUGCCGUUUUGUUGUGCCGAGUUAUUACAGGAUGGCGGUCGGAUUCGCACUCACGUAAACUGAAAAAGUAUUCAGCGGAACUUUACCUUAUUACACCAGUAUUAGCGUUUGGAGAAAUGAACAAUCCCAAACACCCGCCGUUUGUUCAGUGUACAUUAAUCUGUCAGUUGCUAAAACUGCCUUACACAGAGUUAUCACUAAAAUAUAUCCAAGUAGAUCGAAGAAUAUCCCUCUGCCAGCAUAGACUUUAACUACACUAAUUAGUCACAGGCGUUUGAAAAUCGAUCAAUCAAUUCGCAAAUUGCUUCAUAAUUAAAACCUGGAUAAUAAAAGAGUUUGCA
Molecule: messenger RNA, 2815 nt
Organism: Lineus longissimus
Lineage: Eukaryota; Metazoa; Nemertea; Pilidiophora; Heteronemertea; Lineidae
Product: multidrug and toxin extrusion protein 1-like
Exons: 17
Coding region: 117-2090 (657 amino acids)
Biological process (GO): xenobiotic detoxification by transmembrane export across the plasma membrane
Cellular component (GO): membrane
Molecular function (GO): antiporter activity; xenobiotic transmembrane transporter activity
Source: RefSeq, a predicted model, not a curated record